Messenger RNA from Diabrotica balteata, 1026 nucleotides. NCBI's taxonomy places the organism in Eukaryota, Metazoa, Arthropoda, Insecta, Coleoptera, Chrysomelidae. The record is from the annotation of a GenBank genome assembly.
CUUAAUCCCAUUAAAAUAGUAAUUACUUUCUAAGUUAGACAUGACAAUGUCUAACUUAGAAUACAGGGAGAGAAUUGUAAAUCCUGUGAGAUAAAGGAUUGACACAGACAAGGGGAUGCUCUGGCUUGCCCCCAAUUUAAUAUUGCCUUAAAGUAUCAAAAUGAUCCACGAAUUAGGGAUGGCGGUACUAUUUACAAUAGAUCGAUACAAGUCUUAGCAUAUGCUGAUGACAUUAACAUAAUAGGGCGUAGAAAGCGAGACGUUGAGCAAUAUCUCAUAGAAUUGGAAACAGCGGCGAAACAGCUCGGUCUAGUCAUCAACGAAGACAAAACCAAGUACAUGUUGGUUACAAAAGAUCCGAUAGCAAAUGAGGAACGAGAAACAGUCUUUGGAAGUCAUACCUUUGGACAUGUUGACAACUUCACAUACCUUGGGUCGCUAUUGACUGCUACUAAUAAAACAAGCGAAGAAAUCAAAAGACGAAUAAACCUUACAAAUAGGACAUACUAUGGACUUCAAAAGCAUUUCCACUCAAGAAACAUUCAAAGAAGAACUAAAAUUAUUAUAUACAAAACAUUGCUGAGGCCGGUCCUCACAUAUGGAGCAGAAACAUGGACACUAACGCAGAAAGAUGAAAGACUUUUGGGAAUAUUUAAGCGUAAAAUACUCUGCAAAAUAUUUGAAGCUAUAAACGUCCAAGGGCAGUGGCGCAGAAGAUAUAAGUUUGAAUUGUAUCAGCUCUUUGAUGAGCCAGAUGGCAUAACGUUCAUUAAAACACAGCGACUUAGAUUGGCUGGACACAUAAUACGAAUGCCAGAGAAUACGACUGCUAAAAAGCUAACUACAGGAACACCUGUAGGAAGAAGAAGCAAAGGCCGACCGCGAAUUAGGUUGUUAGAUGGAGUUGACAGCGACUUACGGAUAUUAAAAAUCAGAAAAUGGCAACAUGUUGCCAGAAACCGAACAGAAUGGCGACGAAUCUUAGAGCAGGCCAAGAUCCACAGAGGAUUGUCGAGCCAAAGAUGA